AUGCCUUGCCAACACUAUUCAAAUGCCUGUUUAAUUAGAUUCGAAUGCUGCUUAAACCUAUAUCCAUGUAGACUAUGCCAUGACAAUGCCGAGAAACAUAAGGCGAACAGAUAUGAAAUUAGUCACAUGGUAUGUACUGUCUGUAACCUAUUACAGCCAAAAACACAAUCCUGUUCGCAGUGUCUUUCGGUCGUAUCUAAGUACUUCUGCUCCAAGUGCAACCUGUGGGACAGCUCUGGGGACCAAAUAUUUCAUUGCGACAAGUGUAGUGCAUGCAGAAAGGGAGAUCCUAAAGUUGCUUUUCACUGUGAUAUAUGUCAGACAUGCCUUAUAGCCACAGGAUCAAAAAACCAUAUUCACGUGGAAAAUACCACUUCUGGAAACUGCCCCAUAUGUGCAGAAGAUAUGCUUGGGUGCAUGGAGGUUCUAGUUCUCCUUAGGUGUGGCCAUUCUUUGCAUCAAAGAUGCUUUGAUGAAUUCAUAAGAGAGACUUACACUUGUCCCAUAUGCUCAAAGCCAAUAGGGGAUACCUCCACUAUUAACAAGAAGGUUGAACAUAUUCUUGAAAUGGAGCUUCUUUACCCAGGGCAGGAAAUCAAGAGUGUCAUUAGAUGCAGUAAUUGCAACAGUAUGUUGAAGUGUAGAUCUGCAUGGGAGAAAUGCCCUUUUUGUGGCUUCCACAGUAUGCUAUCAUCCUCAGCCAAAGAAAAAACAUAUAAAGAGAUUAUGGAUAAGUCUUGA
Molecule: messenger RNA, 741 nt
Organism: Encephalitozoon intestinalis ATCC 50506
Lineage: Eukaryota; Fungi; Microsporidia; Unikaryonidae
Product: CHY zinc finger domain-containing protein
Exons: 1
Coding region: 1-741 (246 amino acids)
Biological process (GO): protein ubiquitination; ubiquitin-dependent protein catabolic process
Cellular component (GO): nucleus
Molecular function (GO): ubiquitin protein ligase activity; zinc ion binding
Source: RefSeq, a predicted model, not a curated record